Messenger RNA from Aedes albopictus (Asian tiger mosquito), 2047 nucleotides. RefSeq lists its product as uncharacterized. NCBI's taxonomy places the organism in Eukaryota, Metazoa, Arthropoda, Insecta, Diptera, Culicidae. Gene Ontology annotation, biological process: SCF-dependent proteasomal ubiquitin-dependent protein catabolic process. Gene Ontology annotation, cellular component: SCF ubiquitin ligase complex. Bases 289 to 2046 code for a protein of 585 amino acids. The record is from RefSeq and is a predicted model, not a curated record. The transcript is spliced from 5 exons. Gene Ontology annotation, molecular function: protein binding.
GCCCGAGUUCAAAACGGGGACUGGUGAAAACCGAUGGGCAGGCAGCGGAAAAGUUUGUAAACAAAACGCGCAAAAGCUCCGCGGUGUGUGAAGGUCAUCGUUUGUUGUGAAUCAUGUUUUUUCGUGAAAAGUUUUAAAAUCAAUCAUUUCGCAGUAUUUUAGUACCAGGAUUUUUGACCGCGCACAAAAUCUGGAAUAUACUAUGAUUAGGGCCGAUCUCACAAAUCCGGAGUAGUUCGCAAAUAGGGCGUACAGAUAUCGCUGCGUCUCGGUAACCAAAAGAAUGCAAUGGAAACUUUACCAGUAGAGAUAUUGGAGAAAAUAUUCAAAAACCUCCGCUACAGUGACCUAAAACAAGCAUCUGCCGUUUGCCAUCUGUGGUACGAUGUCUACCAGCGGUCGUCGUUUAUGUCCAAAAUGGUGGUACAUUUCAAAAAAGAACUAACUCUGGAUACGAUCGACCUUUUCCUUCGCAGUGAGUGCCUCUAUCAAAACGUAUGCUUCACGUCCAUUCCGUUCUACGACGUUGCCAAAUCGAAGCGAAGCAUAUGUCGGAAGGACAUGAUCUACGAAGAUAAUCGUUUCGUCGAAAAAAUACGACAGUUUCUAGUUAAAUUGGCGGACUCUGUGCAGAUGCUUUCAUUCUGUAAAUGUCACCUGAAAAGAGGCAGACUGAUUGAGUUUUUGGAAAUCAUUCCUGAACUCAAAGGAUUGGAAUUUGAAGAAUGCAUAUUUGCCGGUGAUGAUUCGAACCAUACACUAUCGUUACCAAAGCUGAAGAAAUUUAAUUUUAAGUAUCCGGAAGAUGAGAUUCAACGUUUCGAGUCUAGGCAUGUCUACAGUAAUCUGGUCAACAACCUGUGCAACCUUACCAAAUUAAAGGUUCAGCUGUACGUGAAUGAAAUGUUUGGUGAUCCGGAUAGUGACCUGUGGGAGCAAGUCAAAGCAGUUACUCGAUUGGUUAAAUUGCACAAGAAAAGUAUGAAGUCGUUUAAGGUGGACAGUUUUAAUGAUCCUGCCCUGAAAAAGAUUGUAUUUGAUGAUGACGAACUUCAACUAGAAAAAGUCGUUUUUGGCGAACUGAAACUAAGAAAAGACGACCAGGUAUUUUACAAUUUCAUAGAGAAGCAAAAGAAAAUCAAAAAACUAGAAAUAUCUAUCGAAUCAAAUAUAGACGCUAAUAAUGAUCAGUAUUUGAAAGCCAUCUGCGAUCAACUACAGCAGUUGGAGCAGUUUUACUAUGACAUGUCUCGCAAUUCCGACAGUGGGUUGGAGAAUUUACAAAAGCUAAAGAAACUGAAAAAUCUAGUGCUGACGAAAAAUAGGAAUGCCAUAGGACUGACGGAGCACUGUUUCGAUCACAUAUACAUGCCUAAUCUAAAGUCUUUGGGCAUAUACUACAAAGAACUUCAGUUACCAGCAGUUCGGCAAAUACCUAUCAGCUUUCCACAUCUCAAGGCCCUUAAUCUGAGCGAAUGUGGGAAGGCUGUAACAGAUGAAACGGUUCAGCUCAUAUUCCAAACGCUUCCGGAACAUGAAAGCCUCGAUCUCAGCAAAUGCAAGCAAGUUACAGAACGGGCUUUCCUGGGCACGACCAAGAUAAGUAACUUGAACAAACUGAAAGAUUUGGUUUUGGAAAAAUGUGAUGGUGUUACGGAUUUGUCCCUGGCAGCUUUCGACAACCCAGCAUUGAAGAGCAUCAGUGUUGCCAUGUGUACAAGAAUCACCAACGUAGGCUGGGAAGCGUUAUGCCGCCAAUGUCCGAAUAUCACCUGGUUGAAUGCUUCGCACUGUAGAAACUUUGACGACCAAUCAGCAAACAUAGUAGCGACCAUGCUUGGCGAGCUGGAAGUUUUGAACCUGUUCAAAAACUGUUCGGUUACGAACGAAGCGGUGUACAGUCUGGUGGAGAAUUGUCGGUAUUUGGAGGAUCUUUGUUUCACAAAGUGCAGAGGUGUAAACAUGAAGAAAUCUGAGUAUUUUGAUGACAAGAUGAACCGAGUCAACAAAGGGUGUUUAAUAAAUAGAAAGAAAACUUCAUCGUAAA